Molecule: messenger RNA, 2529 nt
Organism: Closterium sp. Naga37s-1
Lineage: Eukaryota; Viridiplantae; Streptophyta; Zygnematophyceae; Desmidiales; Closteriaceae
Source: the annotation of a GenBank genome assembly
AUGGCGUCGGGCUCAGCUCCUAGUACUUCGACGAACAACAAUCCAGCCUCUGUCCAUGACUCUACUACCGUCAACACGGAUCCUGUUGAGGUUGGACUAUCUCACCCCAUUCUGAAACAUUUCCUCAUUCCGUUUCACACCAAAGGCAACCCCAAGCUGUGCAAGUUCUGUGGCAAGAAGUUCGAGGGCGGAACAAACCGCUGUGCAAUCCAUCUCGCGACAUGGAAAGGGCAGGAGAAGCACGCUGUGGCGUUAUGCAAGGACGCGCCCACGGCAGUCCGCGAUGAAGUCCGUGGCAUGUACGAGACCAAGGCGGAACAGCAGGACUUGAAGCGAGAGGCGGCCGCUGCUGCAAUUCACUCCGCGCUUGACGCUGUCAGUGGAAACCCGGAGAAAAAGAGCAAAAUUACGGAUUUCUUUGGCAAUGAGGCGACGUGCGCCAAGGAGGACGCGGAUAACGCGCUUUGCCUUCUGUUCGCGGCGGUGAAACUUCCGGAGCGCAUUGCGAACGAUCCGGUCUUCCGCUACGCGGUCCAGUGCAUUGCGCGCGCUGGACCUGGGUACGUCCCUCCUAAGAGGCGCUACAUUGGAGGGGCAGGCUUGAAGAAGGUGCGGCAGAAAAUAGAAGUCGCGUUCGCCCCCGUUGCCGCGAGCUGGAAGCGGGACGGGGUAACGGUGUCGUCGGACAUGAUGACCGACCGUUGUGGCCGCCCACAGGCCAACGUGCUCCUUGUCAACGACUCCGGCGCAGUUUUCGAGCAGGCGGUGGACUGCAACAUGGAGUCGAAGACCGGGGGGUACAUCGCCAGCCUUCUCCGCCCCGUCAUUGAUAAGGUGGGGCCGGAGAAUGUGGUGGCGGUCUGCACCGAUGGCGGCAGCAACUAUGCAUCGGCCGCCAAGAAGAUUGCGAGCACAUGGCCGCACAUUGAGCAUGUGCCAUGUGCCACGCAUGUCCUGGACCUGAUGAUGGAAGAUAUGGGCAAAAUGGGAUGGGCGAAGGGGCUUGUGGAGAAAGGAGGGGAGAUGAUUACCUUCGUGCGCAACCACCACUUUACCCGUGCCUAUAUGAAGAAAGUGGGGGGGAAGCAGGUGCUCAAGCCUGCGGGAACCAGGUUCGGGACACAAUACAUAGCCAUGGCCCGGCUAUGUGAGGUGAGGAGUGGGCUGGCGGCGAUGGUGCUCAGCGACGAGUGGAAGGUGUGGGCAGCGGCGGACAAGGAUAGGAAAACAGCAGCUGAGAAAUUCAAGGCUGCUGUGAUGGAUGAGGAGUGGUGGGGGGUGGCGGAGUUCUUUACCUCUCUCAUGGCGGUGCCAUUCAAGGCCAUGCGGGCCACGGACUCUUCCGCGAAAGGCAUGAUGGGUAAGCUGUAUGACAUCAUGCUACAGCUUACCGAGGACAUCAAUGACAAGCUCGACGCUUCAAGUGACUUCUUGACUCGGACAGAGAGGGCAGACAUCACCAAGAUUGUGAAGGACAGGUGGGACAACUCCCUUGCCUGCCCCAUGCAUGUGGUUGGCCGGAUCCUGAAUCCGGCCAACCAGGAGGAGGGAAUUUUCAGGAACGAGGAUCCGGCCAACCAGGAGGAGGGAAUUUUCAGGAACGAUGUGGAGUGCACGCGGGUGUUCAAGGACUACAUCGAGCGCCACUAUGACAACAAGACCUUCAAGCGUGGCAAGGAUGGCGCCCCUCGCCGCGCCUCCCUUGUGCUGCAGGAGGCAUUGCUGGCCUACAUCAACAUGGAGGGCAGCUUUGGCAAGCCGGGCGCCAUUUCUGCAAGGGAGGCAGUGAAGAAGGGGGAGAUGAGCAUGGUGCAGUGGUGGUCGUGGCACAGCACCGAGUAUCCUGAGCUUGCCGCCCUCGCAUGCCGGGUGCUCACUCAGCCCGUCUCGGCUUCCCCAUGCGAGCGUGGCUGGGCGCAGUGGGAAGGCGUCCACACCGCCCGCCGCAACCGGCUCGGGUCCGCCAAGUGUGCGGACCUCGUCUACAUUGCGCACAACUGGAACGUUGUGCGCAAUUGGUACAAGAAGGAUGGGGGCAGCACGGUUGUGCCCGGUAACAUCCCGGAUGCCCCUAUCCCCCCCGGCUAUAACAUGGAUGAGGAGGAGGAUGACAUGCUGGGGGAGGAAGGAGAGGAUGCACCUGCUUCCCCCCAUCCCCUUCCCUGCUUCUCCCCAUCCCCUUCCCUGCUUCCCCCCAUCCCCUUCCCUGCUUCCCCCCAUCCCGUUCCCUGCUUCCCCCCAUCCCCUUCCCUGUCUCCGUGUUACCCGUUUCCUUGUUCCUUUUCCCUGUGUCUCCCCACCCUCUGUUCUUAUUCCUUCACCCUCGCACACCUUACCGCCUGCCGACCUUACCGCCUGCCCACCUUACCACCUUCCCUUCUCAUCCGCGCGCAGGUGUGGCGGAAGGCGCAUUCCCUUGUGCCUGCCGCUUGCUGUCCACGCCUUCCAUCCCACCUCUCCCAAACCACGUCUUUUUCUAUAUGUGCCUCCCCUGCUGGCCCAUACCCUCUGCUGAUCUGCGCCCUAUGA